AUGUCAAUAGAAAAGUAUAAACAAAAUAAUAUUGCACCAUCUUUACUAAUACUUAAUAAAAAUUCUAGUAAUAGCUCUGAUGAUGAAGUAAAUGAAAUAGAUGAAGUAGAAGAAACAAAUAAAUGUGAACCUAUAAUUAAUUUAGAUGAAAUUAAUAUUAGUACAGAUAAUAUUAAUCAGAUGGUCCAUCCUGCUAUUAAUAAGGAUGCAAAAUAG
Molecule: messenger RNA, 216 nt
Organism: Scutellospora calospora
Lineage: Eukaryota; Fungi; Glomeromycota; Glomeromycetes; Diversisporales; Gigasporaceae
Source: the annotation of a GenBank genome assembly